AUGUCGCAUGUUCCCGAAGCCCCGACGCCAGUGCCAGAGAAAACGAAAUUAACUGACGACGUCGUGACGCUGUCCUUGUUCAGUGACGACGACGCGCCCAUACAAUCCCAGCCCAGUGCACCAGUUGCAGCAGUUCCUGAAGAUGUGAAAGUCCAGUGCAAGGAUUGUGCAGCAGUCAUUGACGGGUUUUCGUUCUGGUGCGUGCAGUGCUUGUGCGGUGCGCUCUGCGUCGCGUGCGCGGCGAGCGAAGCGCAUUAUGCGCAUUACGUGUUGCGCUCGCCAAAGGGGGCCACACAGAACCAAACGCAGGCAGUAUUGGCGGUGAUACGAAAACAACUGGUGAUGGAAAACUUGCUAACACUCUACGAGACAGAUGGAGAGGGGGUGAAAGUGGAAGUAAAAUAUGAGCUGGAGGAGCCCUUGUCGCCCCCCUCCCCCGCCCCGGCCGCCGACCCGCUCGCCGCCGAGGCGGAGCCGCGCCCCCGCGACCCGCUCGCCGUGGAGGCGGAGGAGGCGCAGGAGGCGGAGGAGGCGGAGGAGGCGGAGCCCCGCCCCGAUGCCACAGUUGAAAAGCGUGUUGACGAGGAAACAGACCAACAUACUGUCAAGCGUCUUCGACGCAUCGACCCCCGAACGCGCAUAAUAAACUCCACAGUUCAAAUGAAACAGAAACUCUUAAAGGUCCCAGUUGCUGUUCUAAGAAGAUUCCAAACAGACCACACACUUAAUUCUGAGGUUUUGAGAGCAACAGAUAUCAUCACCACUACUAGUAAUGUCAGAGCGUCACAACAAAAACACUCGCCUAAUGUUCUCAGAAAAGACCAAAAAGUUCAGAAACUUACUAUUAGCGAUCUCAGAACAGUCAAACUGGUCACUUCUAGGCCUAGCAAUAUCAGAGAAUCACAAGUUCUAACUGCAACUGCUAGCAAUCUCAGAAGAUCCCUAAAUGUCCCAAUAAUAACACGAACAGUUCAGGCGCUUACUACUGGCGAUCUCAAAUCACAAGCUGUCGUACAGGCCACUACUAGCAAUUCAAGAGUGUCACAAGAUAAUGCAAAUAGGCCUAUGAGAGAUCCAAGUGAAAUGAUACUUCGAACGGUGACUUCAGAACCCACGGUGCAGCUGCAACCCCUUACGUCAGCAGAUAUAAUGAAGUGGUCGGCCGAUAGGAAGAGGCGAAGAAACGACUGAAAUAAACAUUAGGAAUUUAAA
Cydia splendana is the source of this 1212-nucleotide messenger RNA. RefSeq lists its product as uncharacterized. The transcript is spliced from 9 exons. NCBI's taxonomy places the organism in Eukaryota, Metazoa, Arthropoda, Insecta, Lepidoptera, Tortricidae. The record is from RefSeq and is a predicted model, not a curated record. Bases 1 to 1191 code for a protein of 396 amino acids.